AUGUCAUCUGUUGGUGAGAUUAUUGAAAAAUAUUUAAGCAUCAAACAACAGUUGAAAGUAAUUGAUGAAUCUUUGAAGAAUGGCCAAUUGGAGGUUGUAUUAGAGAUACUGACGGUUAGUGAUAUUGAUAUUUCCAAUCAGGGCAGUUUAGUGGGGAAGUUAUUUGGGAUUGUUGAAAAAUCUAUUCGUGAAAAAUUGUUAGAUGUUGAAAUCGAUGAUUUCAAUGUUAACGAACAUACUUCUGUGGUCGACGAACAAGAGAUACGUAUAUUGGCUCAAUUGAUUGCAAAGUUGGAUCCAUUAUGGAAGUUAUUCGAGAAAUUUAGCUCUGAUAUAAUAUCCAACUACAUUAUUGAAAACUCAAAGAAACUAUUCGAUCAUGAAUACUAUUCUAAACAAGUUGUCACUGGUUUAAUUACCGAUAGAGAACACGAUAACGGUUUGAAUUGUCCAAGUAUUGUAUUAUUAUUGAAGUUGAUUGAAAUUGUAUACGUUUUUCGUGAAGAAGAGGAAGGGACUUUCAAAUCACAACAUCUAAAUCCUCUUCUAAUUGCAUUAUUAAAUAGCAACAUCGAAAUUGUAUCUAUCAACGCUUCCAAACUAAUGAGAUGGGCUACCGAAUCAAUUGCCAUUUCGUGCAACAAUGAACCUGCAUUUGAUUCUUUCACUUGGAAUACAGUAAGAUUAUUGUUUAAUGACAGAACCAAUCAUGAUUGGAAAGAACGUAACGGUUUAACUUUUUCACUAAGAUAUUUGUCAAAUAAUAAGAUACAGCAAUCUACCAGUUUUAUCUCUUAUAUCAAGACUGACUUAUAUUGGAGAAAUCUACAAAAUGCAUUGAACAGUGAUAUCCAUGAAUACAGGAAAUUGGGUUUAUCUGUUUUGAAAUUAUCAAUUCAAUUGCUAAAUAAGGGUUUUGAAGAAUUUAGUGUUACUUCAUUUACUUGGAUUCCAAAAGAAUCUAAUAAAAUCAUAUCGAUGUGGCAGAAAUUUACUACACUAUAUGAAAUCAUCGCAUUAGACACUGCAUUAAACCAAUUCGAAGCUGCCAGCUCCGAUGUACUAGAAAUUUUUGAAGAUAUCAUUAUUUAUCCUGGCUGGUCAAUGAUUUUAAUCUCUACUGGGUUGAAGGCUACAAUGGAAAGUGUUCGUAAAUAUACAAUGUCUUUAGUAUUCAAAAUUCAGAACAAAUUAGUUUUUUCUUCUAAUAUCGAGAUUUUAAAAGAAACAAUUUUGCCUUCAAUUAUGCAAGCCCACUAUUAUAAUACUGAAGGCGAAUCUUGUGAACAUGGUGAUAAAGUUGUCAAUUUUAUCAAUGGAUUAGUAACAGAUAAUAAUGAUAAUAGAUCCACAAUUAUCGACACAUUAUUAGAUAUUCUUAUCGAACAAAGAACAUCCUUCGAUGCAUCAAGGAUAUAUGUUUCAUACGGUAUUUUGACAGCUUUAAAGGGAAAAUUAUCCAGAAUUUUGAAUUCAUCUGAUUUGAGUAAAAUCAGAAAGUUAUUUGAAUUUGAAAGUGAAGAAGAAAUAGCUGAAAUUACCAUUCAAACCAUUUUCUUGAAAUUUCUACUUCAUACAAAUAAUGAGAUUAGCAUUAUUGAUUGGAUAAGCACCAUCGUUGCCAAUGUCAAUUGUAACAAUGGUUCAUAUUACUAUAUUUCCAUUUUAUUAGAAGAUUUUAAAGAUUAUGCUAUAACUUAUUUCGAACAAGCUACAGCAGCUGAUCAAUUAUUUCCUCUAAUAAAUGAGAACCCGGUAUUUGACCUAUUUGCAAAUAUUUUAUUCAAUAUUCCAGUUCCUGCUAAGAUGGACUUUAUAACUGAAUUGUCAAAAGCUGGUGAGGCUUCAGAUUACUUCAAUGAAUAUGCUAGUGAUAUUUUAUUAAGAUUAGCAACAAAUAAGGCAACUGAAAAGGAAUAUGAGAAUUCUUAUUUACUUUGUCAAUACAAGGGUUUCAAUAGCAGUAUCUGGAACAUCUUGGAUUUAAGUUCACUUUAUGAUGAAAUUAAAGAGCAAUUUACAGUAGAAAAAUUCAAAUUCUUUGUUACAGCAUAUGGCCAACUGGUUCAAAAUUCUAUCGAAACCACUUCUUGUCCAUCCUCAGAAGUUUUUGAAUUAUAUAACACAAUCAAAGAACAUUUGAAUCUGUAUGGCCAAGAUCAAUUCAAGUUGAAGGAUGAAACUUACAGUUUCUACUUUUCCUGGUUGUUACAUUAUUUCAAAACUUAUGCGUUAUCAUUCGAAGAGAAUAACAAUGAACUAAAGUUAUUAGUAACAGUUAUGGCAAAUAAUUUUAAUGUUGAUAAUGGAAACUAUAUGGCUAACUUGAAAAUUGUUGAAGUAUCGAAAUACCUUUUGGAAAAUUAUGCUUAUGUUCAAGAUGGAAAAUUGGUAGAUAACGGUGCUUUUUUGAUCGAUUUAUUCAGAUUGAAUGAAUCUAUUUGGGAAAAUAUUGUUAGCGAAAGAUUAGUUUUGAAACAGAGAGAACUUCAUUUACUAUUAAUCGAAACGCUAUACCAUCCAAUAAUGUUACUGAACGCCUCUAUUGUUGACAAAGAAAUGCAAACAUCGAUCGAAUCAAUUGGUCUUGAGAUUGUUAAACAAGGUUAUUCAAGGAGAGGGUUUUUACCUCUUAUUACUUUUAACAUAUCACAAUUCCUAUUAAAAUACAAUAAAAUGUUAACAGGUCUAAAUAGUAGCUUCUGGUGGUUAACUAAACCCAUGCUGUCAUCAUUCACCCAACAACAGAUGAACUUCAAUGUCUUCAAAUUGAAAACGACAAUCGCAAAGUUGUAUGAUGAGCAUCUAGCUGGUUAUCAAUCUAAGGGGAAAAAUCUUUACGACCAAGUUUAUGGUAAGCCAGAACUUUCAGCAAGAGUAUACCUAGUGGAUGGUUUUCUAUCAAUGCCACCUUCCAUUAAAGAGGAGUUUAUCGAGAAAGUUGCUACUGAAACUAACUUAUUGGUGCCAAUAAAGAGAACUGAUGGUUCAGAGGCGCUAGAACGUCUAUUUCAAUGGGAAUUAAUGGUGGCUUGCAUGUCUUCAAUUUCAAAAGAAAAAUUAAUUUCAUUAUCUAACACGUUUGUUCUAGAUAGCAUUGUCGAUGAAAGUUCACCACUGGUUAGAAUUUACAAAGAAUGGUUUAUAGCGUAUGAACUAGUUACCAAUUAUAGCAACACCUCCUCCUCCACUACGGAAGACUAUUUAUUUGAUCAUAUGAUCAAUCAUAGCAAGCCAAUUUUGGUUGUUAGUGUUGAAAGAAUCAUCUAUAUUACAUUAAAGGCAUUAUUGGAUCAAAAUGAAUCCAAAUUUGAUAGACUUCUAAACAGAUUCAUUAGUACUUUGUUGCCGAAUGCUUCUUCUAACAAGCCACUUGUAAGACAUUUCUCAAAUUCACUGAUGUUAUCCUUCUGGCCUGCUUUUGAAUCACUAAUUAGUGAUGUAACACUACGUGCAGUAUUAGAAGGUCUUUACAAAAACUCCAAGAGAACGGAACUAACCGGUCAGUAUAGGAGUGGUGAUGCAAAUGUAUGGGAAUUAAAGAAAGAUUUGACCUUAACAAAUGUUUUUGGUGUUCUUUUAAGAAAGAUUACAGACCAUGAGCCACCAUAUAUUCCUGAAGAAUUAUUCAGCAAAUAUUUAAAUAAUAAGACUGCGAUUUCCAUUGGUAAAGAUGAGAAGUGUAAAUGGUUAAAGAAAAGGGAAAACCUCACUCAAACAAAAACACCUGAAGAAAUUGAAUCCAAAACUACCCAAUUGCAAACUAAGAGUGGUGCUUGGGAAACAGUUUUAGAUAUCGAUUCUGAGAAGUCAGAUAGAAGUGUAACACGUUCUGACUUGAUCGUUGUAUCCUCAUUAGUAGACAAGCCACCAAAUCUAGGUGGUAUUUGUAGACUGUGUGACGUAUUAGGUGUAGGAUUAUUGACUGUGCAAGACAUUAGAGUAAAGAACCAUCCACAAUUUAAGAAUGUUGCCGUCACUGCCGACAGAUGGAUGCCAAUGGAGGAAGUUCCAAUCGAUGGAAUAAUUGAAUUCAUGAGAGCAAAGAAGAAAGAAGGUUACACACUAAUUGGUCUAGAGCAGACAGAUAAAUCUAUCCAAUUGAAUAACAAAUAUACAUUUCCGAAGAAAUCAUUGAUUCUGUUAGGUACAGAAGCCCAUGGUAUUCCAGGUCAUCUGUUAAGCGAACUUGAUUUGUGUCUAGAAAUUGAACAACAUGGUGUGAUCAGAUCCAUGAACAUCCAAACAGCCACUGCUGUCAUCGUAUACUCAUAUACCGUUCAACAUAUGUAA
This is a messenger RNA of Vanderwaltozyma polyspora DSM 70294, 4293 nucleotides long. It is a transcript of the gene TRM3, whose product is annotated as tRNA (guanosine(18)-2'-O)-methyltransferase. The coding region runs from base 1 to 4293 and encodes 1430 amino acids. The transcript has a single exon. Gene Ontology annotation, biological process: tRNA methylation. Gene Ontology annotation, molecular function: tRNA (guanine) methyltransferase activity; RNA binding. NCBI's taxonomy places the organism in Eukaryota, Fungi, Ascomycota, Saccharomycetes, Saccharomycetales, Saccharomycetaceae. The record is from RefSeq and is a predicted model, not a curated record.